CAUCAUCAUCAUCUCAAUCGUCGUAGUGGCCGUCGUAGUGGCCGUAGCUGUCUUCGUCAUCUCGGCCCAUUCUGCAUCUGCAGCAGCGUUAUAUUUCGUCGUUCAGUGUUAUACCUGCAGUUAUUCCGUGGCGUGCAAACUCGCAUAGGGCUCUGAUGCGAUUCGAAUUCGAUUCGAUUUCAUAUUCCAUUCCAGCGACGACGAGACGUGAAGAAAUCACUAUAAAACAGUGGUCACUCGUAUUCGCGACGCUGACGACGGCGCACGCACCUACAAGACUCUCGAUUUCGCCGCCGCCGAGGUCGCCUCUGCCGCGCGGGCCCAACGAUUCUUCGACCGACGUCACCACAACAGUACGGACUUCGCGAUUAAUGUGCUCUGCAGCAUCAUGACAAUGAAAUUGUAUCAUUUGUGUGUCAUACUAUGUCUAUCGAGUACGAUCGUUUGGCAGCCAGUCCUAUCCGCUGGAAUAAAAAAGUGCACUUACUGCUCUGAAGCCGAAGCUUCCAAAUAUUUGGAAAAAGCAAAUUACGAACUGACCCAGUGGACAAACCGAGUCAUACACGCCAAUUGGAAUUGGUUAACAAACUUAACUAACGAGAAUGCUGAAAAAAAGCUUGCCAUCAACUUAGAGUUUAGCAAGUUCUUAAAGCGUAUGUGGGAAGAAACUGUUAAAUAUCCAUGGUCAACAUACAAAAAUCCGGAUAUCAAAAGACAGUUCAAAUUAAUGUCAGUCUUAGGAACAGAUGCUUUACCAGAAGAAAAAUUGAAAAAAUUAGAUGAAAUCGUUUCGAAAAUGGAAAGUUUGUACGGCAGAGCAACCAUUCCUGAGUACGGCGACAACAAUUCAAAUCGAACUUUGAGUUUGGAACCAGAUAUAAAUGACAUAUUGGAUAAAAGUACUGAUGUAAACGAACUGAAACACGUGUGGGUGCAAUGGAGAGAGGCUACGGGAAAAAAAGUUCGAUCCAUGUAUCCGGAAUACGUAAGACUGUCCAACGAAGCGGCCAGAUUAAACAAUUACACGGAUACUGCAGAAUUUUGGAUUCGAGGAUACGACGUCGACGACUUUCGGCCACGAAUGGAACGUUUAUGGAACCAGAUCAAACCUUUGUACUUGCAGAUACACGCCUACGUGCGCAGAAAGCUGAGGGAAUUAUACGGUGACUCGGUGAUCACGAAAAGAGGACCUAUACCAGCACAUUUGCUCGGUGAUAUGUGGGCGCAGUCGUGGGAACGUUUGGAUGAAUUUACUCGACCCUAUCCAACCAUCGACGACGUAAACCCCACAUCCGCCAUGAUCAAUCAGAACUACACUCCGAAAAAAAUGUUUAAAGUGGCAGAAGAAUUUUUCACAUCGUUAAACCUGAGCGCAAUGCCCCAAACUUUCUGGGAAAAAUCUAUUUUGGAGAAGCCAAAUGGUCGCGAUCUGGUAUGCCAUGCAUCAGCAUGGGACUUUUACGAUUCUAAUGACUUUAGAAUCAAACAAUGCACAUCGGUAAAUUUUAUGGAUUUCAUAACUGCCCACCACGAGAUGGGACACAUCCAAUAUUUCCUACAAUACAAAGACCAGCCAUUCAUAUACCGCGAAGGAGCUAACGAAGGUUUCCAUGAAGCGAUCGGAGAUACAAUUGCUUUGUCUGUGUCCACGCCAAAGCAUUUGCAUAAGAUUGGUCUGUUGCCUAAGACAAGCCGUACUUACGAAGCUGAUAUAAAUUAUCUGUACAAGAUUGGAUUAGAAAAAAUAGUGUUUUUACCUUUCGGAUAUUUAAUGGAUUUAUGGAGGUGGAACGUGUUCAAAGGUAUCACAACGGAAGAUCAAUACAACUGCGACUGGUGGAAACUUAAAUAUUCUUAUCAAGGAAUCGAGCCACCGGUGACCAGAACUGAAAAUGAUUUUGACCCGGGAUCCAAGUACCACAUCGUUGGAAACGUGCCUUACAUUAGAUACUUUGUGAGUUUCAUCGUACAAUUUCAAUUCCAUCAAGCAUUGUGCGAGAAAGCUGGCCAGUUUGAUCCGAAAAAUCCAGCAAGCAAACCGUUACACGAAUGUGACAUAUAUCAAAGUACAAAUGCCGGAAACGCUUUCAAAGACAUGCUGAAAUUAGGAUCGUCGAAACCGUGGUUUGACGCCAUGGAACUACUAACGGGGCAAAGAGAUAUGGACGCUGGACCUUUGUUAAACUAUUUCAGUCCUCUAUACGAAUGGCUUCAAAAUGAAAAUAAAAGAACUGGAGAACGUCUUGGCUGGGAAACAGAUAAAAAGAUUUGCUUGAAGAAGGGUGAAACAAGCCAACCUUAAUUUUGAUUUAUUAUGAUACUACUCUUUUUAUUAGUGAUUGACAGUAUUAUAAUCAUAUAACUAUUAUAGUAAUUAUUCGUUUAUGAGCUAUUCGAUACGCUAGUUUGGUACACUAGGUUUUAAUGUUUCAGUGCAUUUUUAAUGUGUACAUUACUAUUUCAUUAAUUUAUUAAUAUAUUAAGUUAUUAAUUUUAUUUUAUUCUAUUCGACAUAAAUGCUGUAUUGUUAU
Messenger RNA from Myzus persicae (green peach aphid), 2531 nucleotides. Its product is annotated as angiotensin-converting enzyme-like. The coding region runs from base 389 to 2302 and encodes 637 amino acids. Lineage: Eukaryota; Metazoa; Arthropoda; Insecta; Hemiptera; Aphididae. The record is from RefSeq and is a predicted model, not a curated record. Gene Ontology annotation, molecular function: metallopeptidase activity; peptidyl-dipeptidase activity. Gene Ontology annotation, cellular component: plasma membrane. Gene Ontology annotation, biological process: proteolysis. The transcript is spliced from 12 exons.